CUCAAUGUAUGCAACACUUGAGAUAAUUAUUUGCAAUUGAUUCGGAUAAACAAUUGGAUGUGAAAGAGCCAAGAAUUGAUAAAUUGAGAUGCAAACUCGUUGCUUUACAACAGUGCAUUUUUGAAGCCACGCGAAGAACAUAAUUAACACAUACAGGCGUUGGUUAGUGUUUAAUCCUACAUAAAUAUAUGAAAAUGAGAGGAAUUGCUGCCUGUCUCGUCGCAUAUUUUGGCAUUCUUGGGAUGCUCACGAUGGCACAAAAACCCUGGGAGCCGACACCACGACCUGAUUCUUGGUGGGUGGACCGACACAAUCAAUUUGUUCGACAGUCACAGCAAAAUGCGUCCAAUAUUGAAAUCGUGUUUGUGGGGUCCUCCAGCAUUGAACAGUGGUCCUCAACAGGUCAAGCCCUCUGGAACUCAAAGUACGCUCCCCUCGGCUCUAUAAACUACGGUAUCGGCGGAGAUAGAAUUGAAAACUGCCUUUGGCGAGUUAUGAACGGGGAAUUGGAAGGAUUAGACCCAAAAAUGGUUGUCCUUUACUGUGGAUCAAAUAACAUUGGAAAUCCAAACAAUACCGAAAUUAUGAUGGGAAUCACAGCCACAAUUGAUGAAAUUCAUCGAAGACUGCCAAAUACCACCGUUCUCUACAUGUCCCUCAACCCAAGGGGGGACAUACAACCAGUCCCAACCAUGUUGAACAGGACCUUAACAAUCAAUCAGGAAUUGACACUGGUUCAUGACGGAAAAAAUAAGACUAUUGUAUUCGACAUGUUCGACUCCCUGAUCAUCUCGAUGGAACAAAUUAAUACGUUUUAUUUCCAGCCUGAUAAUUUGCAUCUUAAUUUACAAGGCUACCAGUUGUGGGAUAGAUUGUGGAAUAACACGUUUUUUGGUGGAUUAAACUGAGUAAAAACAAAAUAUUUUUUUUGGUUAAAAAAUGGAGUUAAAUAAAUUAAAUUAUUCAGUAA
Messenger RNA from Folsomia candida, 970 nucleotides. Its product is annotated as platelet-activating factor acetylhydrolase IB subunit beta. Bases 189 to 908 code for a protein of 239 amino acids. The record is from RefSeq and is a predicted model, not a curated record. NCBI's taxonomy places the organism in Eukaryota, Metazoa, Arthropoda, Collembola, Entomobryomorpha, Isotomidae. The transcript is spliced from 4 exons.